AUGAUUUCUCGCUGCAAUCAAACCUUGCUCCGUAGACUACGAUCUGAGCAACUCUUACGGAGUGCAGCAUUAAGAUACUUGUCGAAGCAUUCAAAAAUUGUCAUUGAGGAGCCUCUUUCAUACAAGAACCCAAUAGCUCAGCGAUAUCAUGAUGAAUUCACAACAUACUUGGUGGAUACAAAGGUGCCGAACAAGUUGUUAAAAAAACUUGUCUACUCCAAAGUGGGGUCACUAGUUAAGGAACCUGUUGGAACAGACGGAGUUGAUCUUUUGAGUUAUGUUUUGAAAAACGUUCAAAGGGGAAAAUUAGAGGAACAGAUACCGUUGGACUUAUCCAUCAAAAUAUUUGAUAACAUGUACGAACACUUGAUUCAAGCACGUCCCGACUUUUUUGAACAACUAUUAAGACAGUUACUCACAAAUGUGCAUAAAUUACCGGAUAAUACACUAAUAUUGGUUUUGGAUUUCAUCUCUCGAGAAAAAGUCAACGUCGAGGCGGUUUACCAACGAUUAGAGUUUCGACUUGAUAACAAAUUUAUGGCAAAGUAUAUUGAUUACUUGAAAAGUCGAAAUAGGCUAAAUCUCGGGUUUUUUGAAUCCAUGUGCAAAAUACGAGUAAAUGAAUCGUUUGUGGGUGCUUUAAACGACUAUAUCGAGGGACUUUUUUCCAACACCCUACCUGAAAUUCACUGUUAUGAUGAUUUGGAGAAAAGUUUGGAUAGGGUGCAAAUGUUAAUUACCAAUGUCAUAGAUGAGAUUGAUGUCGAAAGAAUGUCCACACCUGCAUUACUCAGCAUAUUCAAGUUGAAUGAGGAGUUCUUGCAGGUCCUGAAUAGUUCAUAUGCUCAAGAUAGCAGAACGAAACUUCUUUGCGGACUAGCUCAAAGGGAGAACGAGGUGUUGAGCUCACUAGAGGCGCAAACAGACCAGGAUGAUACACUAAAAAAAUCGCUUUUAUUUGCCGCUAAAGAGAACGAUAUCAAGUUUUGCAAUGUAUUAGUAGAUCACAUUCUUGGUAAUCUGAAUUACACCCUGGAUUGGCAAGCACAAGCUAGUUUGAUGGGUGAGGUUCUUCGAAAACUGGAUUUGGAAUCUAUACUAAAUUCAGUGGAGUCAUCAGAUCAGAUGUUUGAGCUAGUGAUACAAGCGCUUUCGGUCUCCCACCCACAUUUUACAGAUUAUGCAUUUGAUCACUACAGACAAAAUGGGUUGCUCCCAUCAGCAGCUGUAUUCAAAUCUAUGCUUGACCUGGCGAUAAAUGAGAAUGAUUACAAUCGAGCUUUCAAAAUCUUCAACGACUCAACUGCAUACCUUCAAUGGCCGGAUUACAAUGACGACCUAACGAUUUCAAAAACACUAAAUGAUCUUAUACAAUGUGUGGUUUCAAACAUACCAAUCCGGAAAUCAUUUCUUAUGUUUCGCAAAAUCAAGGCACAACUACAACAGCUGAUAAACAUAGACUCGAUCAAUGCGUUGGCUCUGGCUAUGUUGGAGGCAAAUUUGGUAGGCGACGUGCUUGAAAUGCUUAAGAGGGAACUUCCAAAAUUUAAAGAUGAAAAAGUCAGACUUCCCAUUGAAAAACCGUUUGGUUACAAGUAUUUCAAGUUGUUUGAUACGCUUCACACAUAUGCAAUCACCAACUCCUUUGACAAAUCGGUUACUAACAAUUGGUAUUUAUUUACUCAUUUGUACAAGUACUUCCACAUACCACCUGAUCGGAUAUUACCAACACUAAAAUUCUUUUGCCAACAUGAAAGAUGGAAUGGGGCAUUGCUAAUUUUUAACAAAAUGGUUGACCAGUAUCAGUUGCAUGGAGAUCACUCAUUUCAACCUCCUUCUCCAGAAAUUUAUAUGUAUCUCUUGAAUGAGUUCGGUGAUAAACUAUACGAAGAAGGUGUGAUUCAGCUUCACGAUUGGUUAAAGAUGGACACAAACAUUCCUCGUGUUGGGCUAGAACUCACUAAUGUGAUUAUGAAUGCUUAUUGUAACUUGCAAGAUGUGGCGAAGGUGCGUGACUUAUUUAUUGCGGCGAGUAUCAAUGACAAAGUUGAUGAAACAAGCGCCGUCAUCAUGAUCAAGGCAUAUACAUAUAAUGAUCUUCAUUAUGUGGAAAAGUUUUGGGACAACUUGUCCAAGUUUGGAUUGGUUCCAAAUUAUGACAUGUACAAGCAAUAUUUGAUCGCAUACGCAUACUAUGGCAAAACUGAAAAGGCGUUUGAAUUGGUAGAAAAGAUUGAUGAUUAUGAUUUACAAGUGAAUGAAGACUUGUUGCUUAAUUUACACAAUUACUGCUAUAUCGAAGAUAAACAACUGGAAAUAAAAAAUUGGGCAAAAGAGAACUACCCAGAAUUGUGGAACAGUGUCGAAAAUUCUGGCUUGCUUGUCGAGGCGACUGGAUACAAGCCGCAUGAGUACUUUUUAGUUGAUGGGUCGACCGAAGAGAAACAAAAACUUAUAGAUAAAUAA
Molecule: messenger RNA, 2466 nt
Organism: Lodderomyces parapsilosis
Lineage: Eukaryota; Fungi; Ascomycota; Pichiomycetes; Serinales; Debaryomycetaceae
Exons: 1
Coding region: 1-2466 (821 amino acids)
Molecular function (GO): protein binding
Source: RefSeq, a predicted model, not a curated record